This is a messenger RNA of Cannabis sativa, 765 nucleotides long. RefSeq lists its product as uncharacterized. The record is from RefSeq and is a predicted model, not a curated record. Bases 59 to 721 code for a protein of 220 amino acids. Gene Ontology annotation, biological process: proteolysis. Gene Ontology annotation, molecular function: cysteine-type peptidase activity. The transcript is spliced from 3 exons. Lineage: Eukaryota; Viridiplantae; Streptophyta; Magnoliopsida; Rosales; Cannabaceae.
CUUUACAACUUUAUGUGCAAUUAAUAUAUUUUUUUGUUUAACUGACAUUUCCCUUUAUAUGCAGCAUAUAGAUGCAGCAAUGCAUAUGCUGAGGAGGCGAUGCACCGACUAUCCACUCACAUUUCCUCAGAAGGGUAUCAUUCUCUCCACAUUCGUGACCGCCAUGAUCAGCAGUGCAUGGACGAGCCACAAGGGUCCGAGGAAAAACUUUAAAUGGGAGGAUUAUAUCCUGGACUACUGCACAGGGGCUCAUAAGUCCCAAGUCUUUGAGAGAUGGAGGGGUAACGAGUUUAUUUACUUCGUUCUGAACCUUCCCACGGCAAGGCACUGGGUCACAGUUGAAGUCGACAUAGAGCUGUGGAAAAUUAAUGUCUACGACUGUGAUUCCAGCGUCUGUCAUUGGACCGCCUUGGAACCCAUCCUGAAGGUUUGGGCAGAACUGCUGCCCUCGCUAAUCCUUGCAACUGGGGAAUUUCCACAUAACAACCAGAUCAUGGCGUUAGCUAACUGUGACAUCACGGUGCUUCCAAAAAUGCACGCGACUCGAGCCACUCACGACUUAGUUCUGAAGUCAGCAACCAGUGGUGAUUGUGGCGUGUAUUGCAUUGAGUAUGUGGAGCAUCUCAUGAUGCAGCGUGGAUUGACCGAUGUGACGCCAGACCGGAUAGCCAUGUUUCGUCAACGGUGGUGUGUCGAUUUAUUUUACCAAAAUGUCGGCUGAUUAUAUGUGUAAUUAUUGGGACAUUGUAUAUUUUGUGUAAUUAU